Daldinia childiae is the source of this 411-nucleotide messenger RNA. RefSeq lists its product as uncharacterized. The coding region runs from base 1 to 411 and encodes 136 amino acids. The record is from RefSeq and is a predicted model, not a curated record. NCBI's taxonomy places the organism in Eukaryota, Fungi, Ascomycota, Sordariomycetes, Xylariales, Hypoxylaceae. The transcript has 3 exons.
AUGUUUCAACCAAAUCCAGAAGAUCGUCUUCAUCUUCGAAUGCACCGCGCCCGUUCGGUCAUUCUUACAACCCAAGAGCUAGUAGAGAUCCGAGCUGCUCAGAGAACCUUUGAGGGGGCUUAUAUGCGGACUGCUCUCUCGCAGUUCAGUUUUGCUCUGAUCAUACUCAAGAUUUUCACCUCAGAAUUCUACGCCAUAGGCGCUCUCUUCGCCGUUUAUGGUGCGGCAGUCUUACUAUGCUCCAUAUAUCGUCGGUAUCAGGGUAACACGCAGUUUUUCACCUCGACCGACAACGACGGCGAGAUGAAAAAUAAGUUCCGCACCAGCGGUAACAGCGUCCUGCUUCUCACCGCUCUAAGUAUCGGAGCUUACGUUGGUCUAAUGGUUCUAACUUGGCAACUGGAAGCGUGA